AUGGUGAACACCAGAUCGCGCGACCCAAAACGCAAAGGAUCUUCCUCCGAAGAUGAAACUUUCGACCUCGCGGAAAACCCAGCCACCUCGGACUCAGACUUCGAAACCGCCACGACUACCAAAAAGAAGUCCACAACUUCCAAAAACAAGGCCGCAGCCGCCAAACCCCCCGCCAAAAAGCGCAAGAUCAAGGACAUUCCACCGCGCGAUGCUGAAGACGGCGGCGUGAAGUUCAAGAACGAUGCGAAGAACGAGUACACACCAGUGGUCGGACGCUUGCAACACCUUCGUGAUCACCCCAAGAUUAGAGACUUCACGCUUGCCGUUGACGAGAUCGCGUUGUACGACGUCACAAUGGGAGGCACUGUCAAGAAAAAACAAAUGAAGGUGAACGGCCAGGGCGUGUAUGUGAAUGCAGUCGUCACUGGCGGCCAACCAACCAAAGUCUGGUGUAUCAAGGCAUACCGGGUCACGUCAACGGCCGAUGGUCAUGCCAAGAAGGAAACGAUCGAAUACUUCGUCUCACACCCGUCUCAGGUGCGCAUCAAGUGCAACGCAAUAACCCAGCAGGUCUGCCCGACCAGAGCAGACGCCAUCCGGCUUGGUCAGAUCGUUGUCGACUUCACAAAUCGCUUCCCUGCGAUGUUUGAGGGCAGUCUAUGGAACUCGAAAUCCAAGUCAAAAUGGUACGAGGCAAGCGUCUUCGUGGAGGUGACCGCGCUCCUCGAUUUUGACAAAACAAUGGACCUCCCCAAAGUGCUUGGCGAGGGAUUUCUUCGGAAGUCCAUUGACGUCUAUUUCCAAGCACGCGCAACAUCGGCGGUGCGCGGGCCAAACGUUCGCGCUAUUGGCACAGGCAGACUGAACAGAAGGGCGGUGGCACAAGUCGUUGCAAAUGGCGAACUUCUUCAAUCCUCAUCGGCGCCUUGGGACGCAACGACACCUCCGUCAAAAGAACUUGACCUCACCGCAGUAGCUACGAUACCUGACUUGCCCAAGUCUUACGAGCCAUUUCUCCGCGAGGAAGACAGUGCUGUCGACAAUGUCUCGGUACGGCUUCACAGGUAUUGUCAGUCAACUCUCUUCGGCACCAUCGGACCAUUGGAGUUGCUGAAGCAAGCAUGGAUUGACGUCCAACUCAAAUUCCUCAAGAGAUCUCGACCGACACUUCCAUCACUCGGACCUUUCAACGGCUUCAGUCUGUUUCAAAAACCACUCAAGCAAGAGUCUGGCGGUGCUAUCAUUCAACUUACCAGUGCUGCUAUCGGAUCUGCCCUGGAAGUACCAGUUCGCCCUCGACGCUUGGGCAAGACUUCGGGUCUCUACUUCAUCACGGCAUCCCAGAGUCUCAUCCUGCAUUCACACAUCUGUCAGGCUGUCGUCAACAGCAUCUACCGCGGCGAAGGUCUGCUCAACGCUAUCCGCUUUGGACACUUGGCGUCCGCUGAUGUUGAUUCUGGACGAGUGGGAACCGCCGAUGCCCUCGCCAGCCUCGACAGCCAAGAGGCUCUGGACCCUCAAGCUCCUGUGGUGUGCAAUCAUUGCAUGCAAGUCACAGUCGUAGCCGAAGCGUUGCGAGAUGACAUCGGUCGGCGACUGUGUUCGCCUUGUGCUCGGAAAGCCACUCAUACCAUCUUGUCGGACAUUUCAUCUCACCUCACUGUGCAGGCAAGAAUCCUCAUGCUUGUGACCAGCACCUUGAGGAAAGAUAUCGACAAAGCCUCCCCCAACCCCAUCCACAAAGUUGACGCGCAAUCAGUCCUCCGCACUCUUGAGAAGCAAGCAAUCGAUGAGAGCAGGUGGAGAUCGGCCUGCAGUUCAGGAGAAAGAUCCAUCGGCGACGCAGUUUGGACUUUUGGACCACUUCGCUCCGAGUAUUCUGGAUACCGCUUCAGUCACCCUGAGCAGAUGAGCAUGGGAAAGCCAUUCCCGAUUUUCAUCGACGAAAAUGGGACUUCAUUUCAUGGUCCGAAGAACACCUUCCUGCAAACACUUCUUGAGAACCUCCUGCAGGGCGACCAUGCUAUCGGUCUCUUGCCAUGUUUAGCCGAAGUUGCCACGGCUGCGAUAUCCAUGAAGCAAGACCCGUCGCCGCCUUCUUUCGGCUACCCAGAGGCGCUCCGGCCUCUCUACGAAAAGUUCGACAGAAUGGCCGACAACAGCUACAUGAUCUUCGGCGGAUUACCUGCCAGCAUUUCCGAGCGCUCGACACAGACAAUUUGGACGACUAAGAAUAUGAAAAAUCUUCUCGCGAUGCUCAAGAGCUGUGAGUGGGAUGGCAAGGUCGUGCGUUCUUCGCAAAACAACGAGGGGAAAUGCCCGACAUUGAAGUUCAGAUUGUCGGUUAUUGCCGGUCACGCUGAGGUUUACUCUCUAGGGAGGGCAACUCAUCGGCUCGAUCAACACGGCAAUCCUACUGACGAGAUUAUCAAGGCCGGAGAUGCCCUGCGGACAGGCUGCACAUCCCUCCAUCCAGUCGACAUUGAAAAGGAGUACGACUUUCGUCGUUGCACCGUUGUACGAGAGUCCUUGCUUGUGAACCGAUCACGAUCCAACCACCCUUACAAUGAUCUCGCACCCUUACUUACGGCCAUUAGCAAAAUCUCCGUGGAUCCGUUGUAUUGCGACCCGGUACGACCAGCCAAAGGGGACUAUCGCCCUGUCAUAUUGCCUCGGAGAUGGAAUAUUGGAGGACUGAAUCUGGUUGCAGCCGCAGAUGCCAGGGAACUGUUGAUGACUGCCUCGGAACGCGUCGCCACUGAGGUUCUUGAUGAGUACGAUGACUUCACGAAACAGGAGGGUUUCCUUGAAGUCGAUGACGAGGAGAAAGAAGAUUUGGGAGAGAAGCCGAAGUCAGCAGAGGGGAAGGAAACAUCGCCAACUGCAUCGGAGAAGCAAGCCUCGGACGAAGAUCAAACCAAAGCAUUCAACGUCCUGGUCUACGACAUCAACACUCUCUCCCUGGAGCGAGACGAAACCAUGACAGCGCACUUUUACAACCUCAUGGUUCCAAAUAUGGUCGAUCCCGAUAGCAUCGCCGCGAACUGGAUCAUCUCGGUCAAGUCCGCGGAUGGAGGAGCCACUCUGCACGCCGUGCCAACAGAUGAUCAUGUGUUCAUUCUUCAUGAACACGAGGGUCUUGUCGUCGCCAAUUGGGAGGACAAUGGCACCGUCACAGCUGUGGAAUCUGACUGGCAAGCGGAGAUGAUCAUCACGGCUGGCAACGCCGGACAAGAUUUGCAGACUGUUGAUGAUACCCAGCCGACUCUGCCAGAGCUGUAUGAUUGGUUCCGAGGCACCAACAAGGAAAGCUUCAUGGCUUCAAGCCAGACCGACGAGGUCGCAGCGAAGAUGGUGCAAUUUCUCAACGCAUUCGAGGUCGUUGCCCAGUCCUCACAAGACAUCCCUGGAAACUUCAGCGCAGACCACUUUGCCGGCGACGUCGCAGAAUUCUUCGACAUGGUCUGGCCGACUUUUUCAGGCAACUUGGAUUCCAAACCAUUCCAUCGCGGAGAAUUGCUGUAUUGGCGCACUUCCUCAGACCGUCUCUCUGGUACCAUGUCAACCUGGGACAAUACCCCAAUCAGAAGCGAAGAGAAUGGAGGCGAUGACAGCAUGGAGGGCGUUGAGCAGACUACAGACAUCGACAAGAAAGCAGGUGCUCAGCAAGUGGAAUCUUCAUCGGUCAAGGCAGACGAUGAGGAGAUGCAAGAUGUUGAGCAAGCCACGCCUUCGGUAUUUGAGACCGUGCAGGAUCUCAUUGAGUGGUGGGAGACGUGGGACAGUCGCGAUGAGGCCGAAUUCAAGUCCUUCGUUCGGUAUUCGCCGCUGGAGGAAGUCUACGCCAAAGCCCACGCCAUCCUGGUUGCUAUCCGGGCUGAGAAUACGCACAUAUUGGCUCCCACUCUUGCCAUCGACGCAGCGAAGCUGUUCAAUCAGAUUUGGGCCAAAGGCGGUUCAGUGAUCCGCUUCACACCGAACGAUGUCAUGGGAUGGAUGCGCCCCGACAGCAAGAAGGACUUGAAGAUCUUUUCGGGAUGGAUGGACCGAAAGCAACAAGCUAGGAGCAGGCUCGACGCAAAGACGGCUACAGGAGCUGAGAAGGGGAGUCGACUACAACAGAUGUUGGGCGAGAUCAAGGCAAAGCAAGCUCAGGCAGAUCAACUUCUGGAGCAGGUCGCCCAGCUCAAGAAGGAUGUGCUCGCAGCCCAGAAGGAGCAGAACGAUUCGCGCAAGCAACGCCAGGCGGACGAGGCGCUUGUGAAGGAGGAUUUCUUCCGGAAGUUUUGA
Molecule: messenger RNA, 4290 nt
Organism: Zymoseptoria tritici IPO323
Lineage: Eukaryota; Fungi; Ascomycota; Dothideomycetes; Mycosphaerellales; Mycosphaerellaceae
Exons: 3
Coding region: 1-4290 (1429 amino acids)
Source: RefSeq, a predicted model, not a curated record